Drepanopeziza brunnea f. sp. 'multigermtubi' MB_m1 is the source of this 246-nucleotide messenger RNA. The record is from RefSeq and is a predicted model, not a curated record. NCBI's taxonomy places the organism in Eukaryota, Fungi, Ascomycota, Leotiomycetes, Helotiales, Drepanopezizaceae.
AUGUCACAAAACGUUGUGGGUGUGGAAUCUGCGAGCGCUUCGAGGGGCGAUACCAGCAACUACGUCGUGGAAUCCUUUCCCUUCCUACCAGCUCGAAAGUCGAUGCUGGGAGUUGUGGGUGCCGGCGGAGCGGAGGCCCACCACGUACGGACCAUAUUGGUACGUCUUAAGGAGGAAAAUUCACCACCACUAGUAACUAGCAAAAGGCAUAGCAUUGCGCAAGGUCAAGGUCACGAAUUGACGUAA